AUGUGGGGGAGGAGUGCCGCGGCAUCCCGCGGCAGAGAGCCGUAUGUUUGGGUAAAACUCAUGCUGGAUGGGUCCCCAGACGUGGCCACACAACGCCAUAAUCUGAGAGACCUCCUCGGCGGCACAGUGGAACUAAACGACAUUGGCACCGGAAAAAUCAUCAGUGACUUUCUUCGAGACUUGCGGGACAGGCUGUGGAUGGACCUCAGAGAGCGUGGACCACAAAUCCACUGGUGUUUCACCGAACCAGAUUGCUGGUCAGACCGCGGCCGUCUGGAAUUUCGGUCGGCAGUUGAGAACGUUGGAUGGUUUGGGAACAACCAUCGCAUUACCUAUGCCUCUGAAGCUGUAGCUGCGGCUGUAUGGGCUGCUGAUGAGUACAGGAACGGAAAUGACAUGCAGGAUGGUGACAUACUUCUUGUGUGCGACUGCGGCGGCUCCACAAUCGACACUGCCGUUUUACAAGUAAAUGGCAACAAUGGAGAUCGUCCUUUCACCUUCCAACUCCUGGGAGAUCCUACAAGCAUUCGAUGUGGUGGAUUUGAUGUGGACUUGGAACUGGUGAAGCAACUUCGGACUGCCCACCCGGACCUACCUCACGACUCCAGACAGUGGGUAAGCGCUGCUCAGGCUCGGCAGUGUAUCAGCUCUGUGAAAGACUUAUUCUCAGGCAGGACCGGGACUGAGGUGCACGCAAUUCGGAUUGAGCUGCAGGGAAACCGCAAAGUAGAGUAUCGUUUCGACCACAAUGCCCUGGUCCUUGCCUUCAGGCCGGUUGUGCAAGCCAUACUUCGGCAGAUACAUGCACGAAUCACCGCCCCAUUAAAUGCCAGAAUUACGAAGGUGAUCCUGGCAGGUGGGCUGGGCAAGUCGGCAUACUUACGCCGUGAGGUCGAACAGGAUCUUGCACGCGCUUACCCGAAUUCCGGACCCAAGUUGCUGGGGGAACUGCAACACAGUGUGCGGGCAGUUUCACGCGGUGCGGCACUGUGUGCGGCCAGGUUGCAUGGAGUACAGAGCUUCCAAAGCAACACCACCAUCCAAUUGGUAGUCCCUUCUGUUGCACGGGUUGGAAAUGAGCUGCGAGAACAAUCCGAUGCUUUUGUAGUUAUCCGACCAGGCCUCACUGGAAUGCAGGGGGGGUUCUCGGUCCGUAUGCGGUUCUUGGUCACUGCGCCAGAGCAAUACGUGAGUGUUUGUAGCCUACGGCAAGCACAAACACACCGCCUUGCCUUGCAUAGGAUCGUUGAUCCUGCUCGUGACUCGGUGAUGAAUUUCAAGUCUGGUCAACAGGGCGGUCACGAGUAUCUGUUCCGGGUGUACUGGAGCAUCCAGCUGGGGACUUCCUUGUUCAUGCACUGGAGAAUCUGUCUUGAUGACCCACACAAUCCGAACGGGCCUAACCCACCGGUGGUAGUGGUACACAUGCUGCACCGGAUUCCUCCACAAGACCUACAGCCCUUCCCGGCGGUUUGA
This is a messenger RNA of Aspergillus vadensis CBS 113365, 1476 nucleotides long. RefSeq names its product Hsp70 family protein. The record is from RefSeq and is a predicted model, not a curated record. The transcript is spliced from 7 exons. Lineage: Eukaryota; Fungi; Ascomycota; Eurotiomycetes; Eurotiales; Aspergillaceae. The coding region runs from base 1 to 1476 and encodes 491 amino acids.